This is a messenger RNA of Botrytis deweyae, 1044 nucleotides long. RefSeq lists its product as uncharacterized. The transcript is spliced from 7 exons. The record is from RefSeq and is a predicted model, not a curated record. NCBI's taxonomy places the organism in Eukaryota, Fungi, Ascomycota, Leotiomycetes, Helotiales, Sclerotiniaceae. The coding region runs from base 1 to 1044 and encodes 347 amino acids. Gene Ontology annotation, molecular function: monooxygenase activity; oxidoreductase activity, acting on paired donors, with incorporation or reduction of molecular oxygen; iron ion binding.
AUGCAUGGUACGCAUAUAAUUGGCUCCACCGGAAAAUGGCCGUGGAAGAUCGAAGAAGUGUUGAAACAUUAUGGCGACUUUGUUCGUAUCGCACCGAAUGAGCUUUUAUUUCUUACACCGCAAGCAGGAAAGGAUAUACACGCAACGCAUAUGAAAAAUCUCGAAACUUUUGUCAAAACAGACUUCGAAGAUCUAGGAGAAGAUGGAGGAAUUUCCUUCGAGAUCGAUCCAGUCAAGUACCGCGAUGUAGCCAGAAGACUUUCUCCCGCAUUCAGCGCUAGAAAUGCUAAAGCUAAGGAAGCGGUUUUGCAUAAAUAUAUUGACUUAUUUGUUGAUAAGAUGAAAGCGAUGAAAGAUGAGAAGGGUGUUGAACUGCAUCAGUGGGCACAUUGGUUGACUAUGGAUGUCUCUGCGGAUAUGACAUAUAAUCGUCAAAUAAACCAAAUGAAAAAUGAGAAGAGUUCUCUUCUAUUGAAUGCUGUGAUCAAAGUCAACCUAUUUUUAACGAUCCAAGCAGUAUCCAAAAAGCUCCCUCUCCUCAGUCCACUUCUGUACUUAUUCAUUCCCCGAUCCGUCUGGCUCACCAUGCCACGGGUUUUGAAGAUCAACAGCCAAAAAGUCCCUUCACGAAUUGAACGCAGGGGAAAGACGAAACACCUGGAUUACUGCGAACAACUUAUCCCAAGAGAUGCGCCAGCUCCUAGAGAUCAGAAGCAAAUCAAUUACUUGGAGCAAAUAGCGGAAACUUUUCACAUCCAUCAGAAUACGUAUAAUGGUCUUCCGCGCAUGAGUUCCGGGGCCAUCGUCGAUAGCAACUACAUUCCGCGCGGAGUCAUCUGCCAAAUCAGUCACUUUGCAGCAGCACGCAACUCACGCUACUUUUCGGAUCCACUCCAGUAUCGUCCACAGCGAUGGCUUCCAUCCAACCACCCAGAAUACGAUAAAAAAUAUCAAAAUGAUAAUCUCAAGGCUUUUUUACCCUUCAAUCAAGGUCCUAGAAUGUUUCCAGCCUCUGCAAUUGCAUGGGCCCAGAUGAAAUUAUAA